ACAGUGCCUGGGAUGGGAGUAGGCUCUGAAAAGUGUGCUAUUACUAUUUAUAGAACAAGCCCCAAUUCUCUAGAAGCUAUCACUAAGGACUUAUGUGGCAAGAUGCAGUGGUACAUGAGAUGUAUGAUGUUGCUCUCUGGGGCAUUUUUCCUGCUCUACUUCGGACUGCAGCCACUGACGGAGCUCUUUGACGAAAACUCCCCAGCCGAUCAGGACCUGGAGGUCGUCUUGAUCAACACCUCCCAAUGCCAUUUGGUGGGCCGGCAAAGCCCUCCACCCAUCACCCGAACCCACGAGAAUGUCGUCCUACUGCGGUGCAACAAGCUACAGGUACUGUUCACGGAUACUAGGAGCGACGGAAACUACCUGAUGCCCAGUCAAAUUUUCGAGAAGUUGUGGUGCAAAUACUGGCUAUAUACUCCUCAGGACUGGAACAUGGAGAAGUUGUUGGGAGAAGGCCAGUUCAACUUGCUUCCAAAUGAGCACGAGGGCUUCAAAGUCGGCAGUGGCCGGCAGACAGUUCGAGUUUUGUGCAAAAGUGCUGCGAAUGAAGUCAAAUAUCAUGAUGUUCUCCUGUUCCUGCCACCCCCUGAGCCGGAUCUGAUUCCUGAGCCCGAGAGUGGCGACAAAUUGUCGGUUCUGAUCUUGGGAAUCGAUUCUUUAUCCCACAUGGUGUUUCUCCGGAACUUUCCAUUCAUAAAUAGCCUCUUGGAUUAUUUGCCGCAUUUCAAACUCACGGGGUACAGUCGCGUGGGCUUAGGUGCCUAUGAGAAUAUUAUGGCACUUUUGAGUGGCCGUAGCAUCGACGAACUGGAUCCAGACUGGCAGAACCCAGAGGAUGAAAGUGGCGAGGCUAAAGGUCCCCAUUUCCUUUGGGAGAAGUUCAAAGCCGCAGGCUACAAAACUGCCUACGGAGAGGAUACGGCCCAGAGCUUUGCCGACAGGACUGAAAGGUGGAGAUUUGCCAGGGAAUUUCCGGAAUUUAAUAUGCAUCCUAUAAUGCUGAAAAUGGAUCGCCACACGCGCUACAGCAUCGACAUCCGUGAAAUGAUUCACUGUACUGCUGGACGUGCUUUCGGAGAGGUCCUGCGAGAUUUUAUUACCAGUCUAGUGCCGCAUUUCAAGAAUCGCUUGUUUUUCUCCUUUUUUUGGGAGUCGCAGGGCGUUGAGGAGUACUACGAGUACUCCCGGACCCUGGAUGUGGCCUACUUGAUGCUUUUGAAGCGCUUAGAGGAAGAGAACAUCCUAAAUAAGACUCUGGUCCUAUUGGUUUCCGGACACGGACUGCGCAAGGGAAACUACAGGAUGAGCUACCAGGGCAUGCAGGAGGAGUCGGAGCCUCUUUUGAUAGCCAUUUACCCCGAGUGGCUAAAAGCGAAGUAUCCCAGAGCCAUAACAAAUCUCGAGACCAAUACCAAAAGGUUGGUUACUCCAUACGAUUUGCACAAGACUUUACAGGACGUGCUCCACUUGGAUCGGAUAAAGGACUCUCACUUGCAGAAACGGAUGAAGAAACUGGAGUCCAGGACUGGGAAAAAGGUGCCCCGGGGAAUAAGUCUCUUUCUGCCGAUUCCGGAUGCGAGAACCUGCGACAUGGCGGGCAUACCCUCCCUAUUUUGUUUCUGCCGCGAUCUUACCGAAGUGCCCACGGACGAUGGCCUGGUGGUCCAGUGCAGUCGCUUCCUGGUGAAGUCCAUCAACCAAAUGCUCAAACCAUACCCCAAGUGCGAAGAACUGAAACUCCAUAUGGUGCUUUUGGCCUAUUUUGUGGACUUUGGGGAGGAAUCCUUCAUCUAUGAACUGAAGCUGAGGGUGAAGACUAUGCCGGGGGAGGGAGUUUUCGAGGGUACGGUACGGAUCACGGACAAGAUGUAUCUGACCAGUCCCGUCAAUCGGAUCAGCCGGUACCUCAGCCGAUCCACCUGCGUAAAAGAGCCGUACAUCAGAACAAUGUGUCAUUGCCGCGAUUAAGAAAUGUAAUAAAAAUGAAUUAUAUUUGGA
Messenger RNA from Drosophila ananassae, 2001 nucleotides. RefSeq lists its product as uncharacterized. The record is from RefSeq and is a predicted model, not a curated record. NCBI's taxonomy places the organism in Eukaryota, Metazoa, Arthropoda, Insecta, Diptera, Drosophilidae. The transcript has a single exon. Bases 13 to 1971 code for a protein of 652 amino acids.